Molecule: messenger RNA, 2348 nt
Organism: Ipomoea nil (Japanese morning glory)
Lineage: Eukaryota; Viridiplantae; Streptophyta; Magnoliopsida; Solanales; Convolvulaceae
Product: ABC transporter F family member 1
Exons: 6
Coding region: 125-1927 (600 amino acids)
Molecular function (GO): ATP hydrolysis activity; ATP binding
Source: RefSeq, a predicted model, not a curated record
GCCUACUCUCUUUCAUUCCCACAAAACCCUCAUACUCCUCACCGGACUCCGUUCACAGUCGGGGGGAAUAACGCGUUGAUCGAAAACCUAGUUUCGCGAACUUCAGAUCUUUCCUGAUAUCAAGAUGGUGUCGGACGCUAGCAAGAAAAGAGGAUUGCAGAAGAAGGCAGCUGCCGCUGCCAAGAGAGGCCGCAAAGCUGCGGCGGCUGCCGCGUCGUCUAAGGCUGCGGCGGCAUCUGCUGCGGAGAAUAGUAGCGUCGAUAAUUUGGCGAACGGAGUCGGGGAGCUUCUGAUAUCCGAUCGGACGUGCACUGGGGUUCUGUGUUCGCAUCCUCUGUCUAGAGAUAUUCGGAUUGAGUCUUUGUCCCUUACUUUCCAUGGGCAUGAUCUUAUAGUUGAUUCUGAACUGGAACUCAACUAUGGAAGACGUUAUGGAUUAUUGGGAUUGAAUGGUUGUGGUAAAUCCACUCUUCUCACUGCAAUAGGAUGCCGGGAACUACCCAUUCCAGAUCAUAUGGAUAUUUAUCACCUUUCUCGUGAGAUUGAAGCUUCUGACAUGUCUUCACUUCAGGCUGUCAUAAGUUGUGACGAGGAAAGGUUAAAAUUGGAGAAAGAAGUUGAAGCCUUGGCUGGACAAGAUGGUGGUGGGGAACAACUUGAUCGUAUAUAUGAGCGAUUGGAAGCUAUGGAUGCAUCUACUGCAGAGAAGCGUGCCGCUGAGAUUUUAUAUGGUCUUGGUUUUAAUAAGAAGAUGCAGGAAAAGAAAACAAGGGACUUUUCAGGAGGAUGGCGAAUGAGAAUAGCCCUUGCACGGGCCCUAUUUAUGAAUCCAACUGUAUUGUUACUUGAUGAACCCACAAAUCAUCUUGACUUGGAAGCUUGUGUGUGGUUAGAAGAAACUUUGAAGAAUUUUGAUCGGAUUUUGGUGGUUGUAUCACACUCGCAAGAUUUUUUGAAUGGUGUCUGCACCAACAUCAUUCACACGCAGAGUAAGAAGUUGAAGAUGUAUACUGGUAAUUUUGACCAAUAUGUUCAAACUCGUUCUGAACUUGAAGAGAACCAAAUGAAGCAGUAUAAGUGGGAGCAGGAACAGAUUUCUUCAAUGAAGGAGUAUAUUGCUCGUUUCGGACAUGGGUCAGCCAAACUGGCUCGUCAGGCACAGAGCAAAGAGAAAACAUUGGCCAAGAUGGAGAGAGGUGGUCUUACUGAGAAAGUGGCGAGGGAUAAGGUCCUUGUUUUCCGAUUUUCAGAUGUUGGGAAGCUCCCCCCACCUGUUUUGCAGUUUGUGGAAGUCAAAUUUGGCUAUACACCUGAUAACCUCAUCUAUAAGAAUCUUGAUUUUGGUGUGGACCUGGAUUCAAGGGUGGCACUGGUUGGCCCUAAUGGAGCCGGGAAGAGCACAUUGCUUAAACUUAUGAUGGGGGAGUUAGUUCCGACUGAUGGUAUGGUCCGACGCCAUAAUCAUCUUAAAAUUGCACAGUAUCAUCAACACUUGGCUGAGAAACUCGACAUGGAAAUGUCUGCCCUUCUGUACAUGAUCAGAGAGUAUCCUGGCAAUGAGGAAGAGAAAAUGAGGGCAGCAAUUGGUAGGUUUGGUCUGACUGGUAAAGCUCAGAUAAUGCCUAUGAAGAACUUGUCGGAUGGGCAACGCAGCCGGGUGGUAUUUGCAUGGUUAGCUUUUAGGCAGCCUCACAUGCUACUGCUGGACGAGCCAACCAACCAUUUGGAUAUUGAGACUAUUGACUCACUGGCGGAAGCUUUGAAUGAGUGGGAUGGGGGUAUGGUUCUUGUUAGCCAUGAUUUUAGGCUCAUCAACCAGGUUGCCCAUGAAAUCUGGGUAUGUGAGAACCAGGCGGUGACCAGAUGGGAGGGCGAUAUUAUGGGGUUCAAGGAGCACUUGAAACGCAAGGCCGGUUUAGGUGAGUGAAGGAUGGAAUGGUAGUUAAGAAUUUUGUUUGAGGAGGGCAGGAGGCAGCAACUUAUAAAUUAUGAGGAAAAGGAGGAGGAUCCACUUCAUUACUUUUCCACUCACCAGAUAGACAGUUGUUGAUUUAGUUAGUAUCCUAUCUAUCCCUUCAUUUCUAUUUCUAUUUUAGUUUGAAGUAAGUAGUUAAGUACGACCUGCACUCUGCACUCCCUGCCUGCCUGCCAUAGAGAUCAGAUUGCAACACACGCUCAUUUCAGCUACCUUUACUUUUCUCGGUAGCAUUUCUUAUUCGUUUCACUCUUUUGUGUUGUACUCCAAAUAUCAUAAUACUAUAAUUCUUCUUUUGUAUUGUAUGGAUUACUGAAGGAGUGAACUCGGUUUCAACAUUUUCUGAGUUAUGUACUGUAAUUCGUCUUCUGUA